CCACUGCAAUCGCUGCUACCGCCAGGAAGGCGCCCGCUUCUCCGUCACCAGCUGCGGGCACGUCCUGUGCGAGGCCUGCCUGGGUGCAGGUAGGGAUCCCCGCAGAGCCCCUCACAGAACGGAGCAGAAAGGAGGUUCCAACUCCUGACCCGUAGAACGACAGCAAAGGGCCCCCGGGCCUUCAGCCCCACACAGCGGUGACGAGGAGGGACUCCGUGUACCUUCCCCACAGCUGGGGAACUUUUACCCUCACGAAAUGCCCACCCUAAUCUUUAGCCCACACACAAUGGAGGCACGGAGAGGCCCACCUCUUUUAGCCCCCAAAACAACCCCAGCUCCAUCCUGCUCUGAUGGCUGCAGGCUGGGCUGUUCUGGGGGGAGGUGAGUGUUGUGCCCUACCUUCUGCCAUGUGUGGGUCUUCAACCUCCUCCCCACACCACAGGGCCGUGCCCCAUCUGUGCUGCUGUGUGCCGUCGCUUCCCCAUCCCCGAGCAGAGGCUGCCGUUUUGUACCCUGGUGGGCUGCCACUUUGAAGGCACAUGGCCAUGUCGUCCUUCUCCCCCUCCUUCCCCCACUUACAGCUGGAGGAGACGCUCUUCUUAAAGAGCCCCACCGCCAUCGCCCGGCAGCGCUUGGCACACAUCUCUCAGGCCUGGCGCUUCCAGCAGGCACAGGUGGACCUGCUGCUUGCCUCCCACCGUGACACAGCGCGCCGGGCUGAGGCGGCUCUGCGGGACACCCGGCGGGCAUUGGACUCCAAGCAGAGGGAAGCGGAGGCGCUGCGGAGGGAGAACGGGGAGCUGCGGAGGCACCUGCGGGAGGCUGAGGUCUCCCCUACCUGGCGGUCAAGCAGGAGCAGCACUCCUCGGCCCAUUGGCAUCACUUCCCCAGCUACGACAGUCACCCCACAGCCUCGGCGGCAGCUCAGCGGGCAGGUGGUGAGCCGCUCAGCCUCACUGGAGUUCCCCUCGGCCAGCAGCACCCCGACGUGGCUGGCCCCAUCUCCAGGCUCCACCCCCAGUCUGGCCCACAGGGCUUCCCUGCUGGCUUCCCGUACUCCGUUGUGGGGUCCUUUCACCACUCCGCCGCUGCCGGUCCCCGUCCCGCCCGGUGAGCCCCAGCACUUUCUGUCCGCCGGCCUGCAGCCCCGCCGUGGCUGAGCCCACCAUGGCCUGGCCUCGACCAAGCUCGUACUGCAGCGCUGCCGUGUGCGGCUCAAAGAAGCGCCUUCUGGAGUGCUGCUGGAACCCCUGCAUUGUCCGGCAGUGUGGGACCAUCGCUGCCAUUUUGGAGUUCUGUGGGAUGUUUUGGGGCUGCCAGAGGGGUUCACUGCUCCCCCAUGGUGCACCGCACCCCUCCAGGCCUGACUUCCACCUCCUGCUUAGCAUCACCAUGCAGGCCAAGGGCUCUACUAUGCAGGCAGUGAGGAAACCCACGUGGCUGGCUGAGCUCUUGUGGUGGGCUUGGGCCCCACCUGCAGCACCCUGGGCUGAGGCUGCAGCUGGGGGCUCCCAGUGGAGGCUGCCUGAGGCCUGCUCUGCUGUGCCAUCUUCCAGGAAACACGAUGUGAUGCCUCCUUGGUUUGCCAUGGUGCUGUGCAAUGUGGGGCAGCUGGCUGCACCACAUCUCAACCAACAGUGUGGCUGAGCUGCAGGAGCUCUGCGGAUCACAGCAAGUCCAGCCUGAGGCUCUGCAGGGAUGGAGGGGUGAGGAGCUGCUCCAGAGAUUUUUCUUGGUCGUGGAGGGGCAACUGCAGUCUGAAUCGGGGGUGUUUUGGCACAAGGAGUCUCCUUAGUUAAGAUGGUUUUGGGGUGAAGGGACUUUUUUCUUAAGAUUGAGGUCUACAUGGUUGCAGAGUGAGGUUAAGAUAGAAACAGCAGUUGUGGGGUGAGUUACGGGGGCUACCGCAGUUGGGGAGGGUGGUGAUAAAAGCUGGAGGCCACCACACCUGAGGGCUGCAAGCUCUAGGUCAGUACUGAGCAGAGCCACGGUGCUGCUGUCUUGGGAUGCAGAGGCACCUCUACGGCCAGGAAGGUGGCAGCUGCCCUUGGACUGAGGGCUGUGGCUGUGGACUGGGUCACCUCCCUCCCUGGUGUAUAAAGUUUCCUGAUUCGUUA
Messenger RNA from Lagopus leucura (white-tailed ptarmigan), 2117 nucleotides. RefSeq names its product ring finger protein 212B (gene RNF212B). Bases 540 to 1160 code for a protein of 206 amino acids. Gene Ontology annotation, molecular function: SUMO transferase activity. Gene Ontology annotation, biological process: protein sumoylation; homologous chromosome pairing at meiosis; reciprocal meiotic recombination. Gene Ontology annotation, cellular component: synaptonemal complex. The record is from RefSeq and is a predicted model, not a curated record. NCBI's taxonomy places the organism in Eukaryota, Metazoa, Chordata, Aves, Galliformes, Phasianidae. The transcript is spliced from 12 exons.